AUGGUCCUCGAUUACAGCAAAUGGGACGCUCUCGAGCUGUCCGAUGAUUCGGACAUUGAAGUCCAUCCCAAUGUCGAUAAACGCUCUUUCAUCCGGGCUAAACAGUCUCAGAUCCACCAGCAGCGCAUACAGCGGCGACACGAAAUCGAGACCUUGAAGUACGAGCGUAUCAUUAACAAUGGUCUCCUCUCACGCAUUGAUAAACUUCUUGCAUCCCUGCGGCAGCACGAGGGUUCAAAAAACCCCGAGGAAUUGGUGUUCCAGGCUCUCAUGGAAACUGCAAGUAACCCCGCCGAGGAUCAACCUCCUCCAGCGCCGGAAGGUGUUCACGUGCAGGUGAAAGAACAGCCAAAGUAUUCCCAAAUGAUGAGCUCUCUGGUGGACCAGGUCAAAAAGGAGAUGGGUGAUGUCAGCGCGGAAAGCCUUUCCCAGGCUUACAUCAAAGGUGUACAAGAACACAAGGAUAAGGUGCAAGGACUACAGAAGGAGUUGUUGGAAAGACUUGCUCAGCUUGAGAAAGAAGAAGGCAGCAAAAUCACAAGUGACAUGCUGCAUACUGGAUUUGAUACAUCCCAUGUGGCUAAACCGGAUGCUUCUACGAGCAAAACUGCCCAGAAAGAAUCUGUUGAACUCUUGAACCCCGCAUCAGUGACUCAGGAUUCCUCACAGAAGGCUGGUGAUGAUGAUGACGGGGAAGUAGAUCCGGAGGAUAUCAAGGCCAGUGACCUUGCUAAGCGUUUUGCAAAGAUCAGCCGCAACGAUUAUCGAGCCUUGCAUCAGUUUAUUUCUGAGAACCAUCAAAUUGUCGCGGAAAAAGAGACCGAUGGGUUAUUGGUUGAAGCUUUCAACAGCCAGAUGGUGGGCAAUGAUGAUUAUGCUCGCCAAUGCGUUCAUCAAGGACUACUGCUGCAGUACUGUCGUUCUCUGGGCCGUGAUGGAAUUUCAUUGUUCUUCAAGCGCAUCACGACAAAGGAUCACCAAGCAGCAACACUUUUCCAGAAUGAUGUCACUGAAACCUACCAUAAAAUCAAAACUCGCGCUGCGGAACUCGCUAAGGAUAGCUCUGCCUCUAAUGACCACGCCGGAGUGGAGCAAAUACAACUACAUGCAGUUGAUCCGAACACCAAGAUUACUAUUAAUAUCCCGUCGGCAGAUAGCACCGAAGAGGUCGAGAUCGAAGCUCGUAAGAUAUUCGACUCUUUCUCGAAAGAAUUGCAAGUGGCCUUGGCUUCAGACUCCCUAGAUGAGGUCAACAAAGUCCUUGGAAAUAUGGGCGUGGACGAAGCGGAAGAUGUUGUAGAAAAGCUUGGACAAAGCGGUAUGCUCAGUCUUGAAGAAGGCAUCGUGGACGCAACCACCGAGGAGGGCAAGAAGAAGUUGGAGGAGAUUGAGGCCGAAAGCAAAAAGGAGAAGAAGACUGAAGAAAUAGGAGAGCCUGGUGGUGACAUUACCGAGCUGGACUAA
Molecule: messenger RNA, 1464 nt
Organism: Aspergillus tanneri
Lineage: Eukaryota; Fungi; Ascomycota; Eurotiomycetes; Eurotiales; Aspergillaceae
Gene: CDC37
Product: Hsp90 co-chaperone CDC37
Exons: 2
Coding region: 1-1464 (487 amino acids)
Biological process (GO): protein folding; protein stabilization
Cellular component (GO): cytoplasm
Molecular function (GO): protein-folding chaperone binding; protein kinase binding; heat shock protein binding
Source: RefSeq, a predicted model, not a curated record